AUGAUCAUGGCACUAACGCUGGUAGCUGGGGAAUUUUAUGAUGCAAAAUAUGAUGAUUUCGAUAUAGAGCCACUACUAGAAAACGAUAGGAUUUUACAAGGAUACACUAAGUGCUUUCUCGAUGAAGGACCUUGCACACCGGAAGCAAAAGAUUUUAAAAAGGUUAUUCCAGAAGCACUAGAGACAUCUUGUGGCAAGUGUUCCCCAAAACAGAGGAUACUGAUCAAAAAGGUGAUCAGAGCUAUGAUGGAAAAGCAUCCGGAUUCUUGGAACAAAUUAGUUGACAAGUACGAUAAAGACAAAAAAUUCAGAGCAACGUUCAAUAAGUUUAUUGAGGAAGAAGACUAA
Chilo suppressalis (striped riceborer) is the source of this 348-nucleotide messenger RNA. The record is from the annotation of a GenBank genome assembly. Lineage: Eukaryota; Metazoa; Arthropoda; Insecta; Lepidoptera; Crambidae.